AUGACAGUCUCUCCUCUUACUAUUCUCGACAGACUCAUCUCAGAGAACUUACAUGGUCCAACUAUUCCAUUUAAUCCAAACUCUUCUGCUGCUGCAAAGGCUAAUUCUCUCAACUUUGACCAAUGGGUACUCAUUGGUGAUGAAUACACCGACUUGGAUGCUAAAGACCCAAGGUGCUGUCUUACUACAUUCUACUCAUCAUCUCUUAUCACUUCAAUCUGCAUAGAUUGA
Molecule: messenger RNA, 231 nt
Organism: Batrachochytrium dendrobatidis JAM81
Lineage: Eukaryota; Fungi; Chytridiomycota; Chytridiomycetes; Rhizophydiales
Exons: 1
Coding region: 1-231 (76 amino acids)
Source: RefSeq, a predicted model, not a curated record